Molecule: messenger RNA, 8527 nt
Organism: Epinephelus fuscoguttatus (brown-marbled grouper)
Lineage: Eukaryota; Metazoa; Chordata; Actinopteri; Perciformes; Serranidae
Gene: golga7bb
Product: golgin A7 family, member Bb
Exons: 5
Coding region: 84-563 (159 amino acids)
Biological process (GO): protein targeting to membrane; peptidyl-L-cysteine S-palmitoylation
Cellular component (GO): palmitoyltransferase complex
Source: RefSeq, a predicted model, not a curated record
CUAUAGUCGCGGUGUCCCGCACAGCACGAGCAAACGGUUGCCGUUUUCAGCACGGGACAGAUCCUGCACCUUCUCACUGCAACAUGGCGACAGAGUUUCAUAACCUUCAGGAGCUGAGGCACAGUGCAUCGCUGGUAACAAAGGUGUUUGUGCAGAGAGACUACAGCGAAGGAACCGUCUGCCGCUUCCAGACCAAGUUCCCCUCAGAGCUCGACAACAGGAUUGAGCGAACCUUGCUCGAGGAGACGGUGAAGACCCUGAACUCUUACUAUGUGGAGGCCGAAAAAAUCGGAGGUCAGUCGUACCUGGAAGGAUGUUUGGCUUGUGCAACAGCUUAUAUGGUGUUCCUCUGCAUGGAGACACGCUAUGAGAAGGUGCUGAAGAAGAUAUCAGGGUACAUCCAGGAGCAGAAUGAGAAGAUCUACGCUCCUAGAGGUCUGCUGCUCACAGACCCCAUAGAGAGAGGAAUGAGGGUUCUAGAGAUCAGUGUGUUUGAAGACCGGGGUUCGGGCAGCUCCAGUCCCAGCAGCAGCAUAUCAUCGGCAGGCAGCAGCGCUCGGUGACUGGAGGGGCAGCGCCAGGCUUACGGGUACCACCACAGGGGCAGCGGGACUCUUACCAACAUCCGCAUGCUGAAACAUGAGAGCACCAGGUUCUAAGACGAGUGGAGAGCGAAAAAGGCGAGGAGGUGAUCCACAGCAUUCACACUCUCCCUGCUGGGGCCUACAAUGUACCACCACGAGAACAGGAGCUGGCUUACACAAACACACUGGAUAACAGAAUAAACACAAGUGCAACAGAACCCACACAGCUAGCAGACACACGCACAAGCCAACAUCCAGAGUGUCUGUGAGGGAAUGUCUUUCAUUCUCCAACAGCUAUCCAAACCAAAAUCUUUUGUUCCAAUUUUUCCUUUCACCUUCCCUCUCAUUCCAUCACGUCUGUUCCAUGAGUCACACCAUCUCUGUCGUACAGCUGAUUCAGCGGGCUUACCCUUGAUUAGACUGGAUGUCAGUGCUUGAUUGUUUCCAGGGGGGUCACUGUCACUAUGUCUAUCUGCUGACGCAUUGGCAGUGUAGUCUGAGGUCUGUGCAGCAGCUCUGAAAUCUGGAUGGAGGAAAACUACCAGCCUCUUGGGAGACCCAGUGUUCUCCGGUCUCGCUGAAUGAUUGCAUUCAUGUCAGGUGGUUGGGGUCAAGCCGCUUUGAAUGCUGGCAAAUUGGGCCUGCUGUGGGACCGCUCUGCUCUGUGCUCUGUUCACAUGCAUUUGGCUUCAAUAUCAAACAACUAACAGAGAGCACCUUGGAUUAUUUAUCCUUCUCAUUCACAGCAGUGGAUACUAGUGAUCCACAUCACAGCUGCAGGUCACACUCCUACGCAUACACACACACACACGCAUACAAAUGUACACAACCGUGCCCAAGUACUCGUACAGACACUAGUGAGGGGACAUGCACGCACAUGCAUACUGUAUACACAUAACUGUGGCUAGUGGCCCUGCGUUCCUGCACACAAAAUCCUGGCAGACGUGGAGUUGGAGUCGAUCCUACAGACAAUAUUCUCUGUGGUCUCAGCUCAUUGGGAACGCAAGCAAAUCCAGGCAGGCCCUGUAAGACUGCGCUAGUUUCCCUGGUAGUGUGUACAUGUAUCUGGCGUGUUGUGCACAGAGUGUCUGCAGGUCCUUAAAAAGCCUUAAAAUGUCUUCAAUUCAAUUUUAUAAAUAUAGGGUCUGAAAAGUCAUUAAAUAGUCUUUGAUUGAAUACACAGGAUGGCAAUCUGGAACUGCAAAAAUAUAUCAACGACGAAGGAAAUAUUAAAGAGCCUUUAUUACAGCGGUUCAUUGAAAGAACUAACAUGUUUCGACCACUGUAGGUCUUUGUCAGGGCUUUAAAAACUGUUUUUAAUUCUGUCUCUGUCAGGGCUUUAAACAUUUUUAAGGUCUGGCGAAGACCUACAGUGGUCGAAACAUGUCGGCUCUUUAAAUGAUUUAGCUUCAACAAUAAAGGCUUUUUUAAUAUUUCCUUUCUUGUUGAUAUAUUUUUGGAGUGCCUGGAUUGCAUUCCUGUGUAUCCUGUUAUUUCUCCUUUCCAUGAGCACCAGACAUAAGGUUCUCAUCUACGUUUGAUUGUACAGAGCAACCAGUCGUCUCUUUUUACAAGUCUUAAAUGUGAAUUUGUGAGGUCCUACUUGCCACAAACAUUUUAUGCAAUAUAAUUGAUCCAUCUUUUGAUGUGUUUCUGUCAAAAUGAGUCAGGAUCUUCUGCAUUUCAGUCCACAUUUCUGAUGCUGCAAAUCUUUAAACCUACCACUGAACCUAAUACUUUACUUUAUACACGCACUGAUCUGUUGGCAAAAUGUAGAUUAAACAAACUCACACUAAUAACUACAUCUCUACAUGAAAACUAACUCUGUUCAGGACCACAUAUAGACCCUUUUAGGGCUGAUGUCACGAUGACGUUAUUAGUUGGAGGCAAAACAUGAAUUGCCACCACGGGGCUGUAGAGUCUUAAAAUGUCAUCUUGAUGUGUUAUUAGGAGCCAGAAUAGAAGAAGUCAUGGCUCAAAAUAUACAUUUUAUCACAUACCAGCCGCAACUGCCUGUCAACAAAAACGAAGACAACUAAGGUUAAAUGCGAUAAGACGAAAGGACUGAACAGAGGCGAAUAUCAAAAAUGCUCACACGUGCAGCACAUACUUCAUAUCAGGUUAGGGAGAAAGUAUUUACUGUUGUAGGGAUGAAUAACAUCCUGUGCUUUAAGGGUUAUCAUGUCCACCUCAUCAGCAAUUAGGGAGGUAUUAAGAGGAAUAUUGGGUUUCUCUGUAACGCUAACUUUUUAGCGCAUUAAGCUAACAUUAGCUUUAAUAGGAAACUGCUCAAGUGUCGUCCUCCUUUGUAAGACUGGCAUAGUAAUCGACCACAAAGCCGACCAUCCAACCUUCAGCAAUCCUGUCAAAUCAUCCAUCCACUGAGUGAGAGCAUACGGGUCGGCCAGUCUGGUCCCGUUGGUCAGUGUUUACUUAUUCAAGUAACCUGACAUGAUGCAUUCGUGAAUUCAGUCUGACACUCUACACUAAAAUGAGAGCCCCGUUGUUCAAAGAAAUAGAACAUUUUAUAUCUAUAUGAAUUAGCGAACAGUUACGUCAAUCACACGUUCACUCUUCUCGGCGCUCUGCUGCUCCAUCUCCUUAGACAGUGCCUAGAGUGUGCUCUGCCACUCUAAGAGUGCGGUGCUCUGCAUAACUAAACUGUACAUUCCGACAGCGCUCUGAAUUUACCAACAGUCCAGUUUGUGCCAGAGUGCACUUGGAAUCAAUAUUUCCGAAAGCACUCUAUGAUGAGAGACUUGUAUCAUCUUCCUCCAUCGUCAAAAACAAGCCAACAGAACUUGCUAGCUAAUGUCUGUGGAGAAUUGUUUUGCCUCCAGCUAAGCCCCACCUACCAAAAACGUCAUACUGUUUACUAACAGCUAUAUAGCCGAUUUCUCACCUCUAUACUUGCAUGCAAUGCUUGAAUAAGAGAAAGAUGAUUUGUCAAAAAAAAUCUGUCAUAAAUUUGGUUUAAAGUCAUCUUGAAGAGGUCUUAAAGAGCAUUAAAUCUAACUGUCUGAUACCUGUAGACACUUCUGGUGUGUGUGUGUGUGUGUGUGUGUGUGUGUGUGUGUGUGUGUGUGUGUGUGUGUGUGUGUGUGUGUGUGUGUGUGUGUGUGUGUGUGUGUGUGUGUGUGUGUGUGUGCCAUCAGUUCCAGCUUUACCUAGUGUGAGAUGAGCUUGCUACUCAUUAGGAAGAUAUCAAAAAGCAAGGAUCAGUGUCCCAAAUGAGAGCUGAACACACAAUGUAUGUUAACCAGUACAGGUGUGUGUUCGUAUGUGAGUAUAGGUGUGUGUAGGAGAAUCAGCACACACAGAGUUCAGUAACCUCUGCUGGUCUGCCUGUACUGCUCAUGGAGAUACAGAUUAUUUCUGAUUAUACAAAAUGCAAAAUUAAAACAGCAAUAUUAGAAACACAGAGAUAUUGAUGCAUGUGAGAUUUAAGAUUUAAAGUGUCUCUAUCUUCAAAGUCUUUCAUCUUUCACUUGUCUGUUAUGUAUCAUCAGACAUACAGGCAUUAGUUUAAUGUCAUUUUGACAGUUGUAGCUCCCUCUAGGGUCAGACUGAGGAACUUCUGCACUUCUGAAAGUAAAAUCAUUAAACAUAUUUGAGUAUAAAGGCAAAGAUAGCAUGAUCCAAACCUAAUAAGCUCCUUAAUGAAACCUAAUAUUCAUGUAACACUACUUAUUCACUCUACCGCACUGCCCUGCAGGUUCCCUCGUAGUUCAGUAUCCUCAGCACACACUGACAAUGCAGCCUGAGGAGCAUGUAUUCUGUCUCUCUCAGAGGGAAAUAAUGCUUCCUGUCUGGCUUAUGUGUUUGUGGAGUCUGAUGAGACAAAGGAUGAUCAUUAUGUAGCAAAAAUGUUGAUGCAAGUAGACAGCACGCCCACACAGCGACCCGAAAAAACUUCAGCCCUGUUUCAGUGUCUGCAUAUUUUUAUUUCUUUUUCCAUAGUGUGUCUUCUGCUUUAUUUUACCAUUUUUUGUUUUGUUUUCUUUAAACUCACCUCAUAACAUGAUCUAUAAAUCAACCUGGGGAGCGUAGCCCUUUGUCUGUUCUUCAGCCACAUCGUUAGCUUUGAGCAGAACCCUCAGCAGAGCCCCUGCCUCGCAACCAGCCUUGUGUACCUUCACCAGAGCAGUGUCAGGUUGAAGUUAAACCGCCCACUGGCUUCAGUCCAGCGAACAGUUUGAUUCCAGCUUGACAUUUUACUACCUGGGCGAGUGAGAUGAUCCUACAAAGACAUUUUCCCACAGCAGUUGACUUCAGUUGUGCUUGUGUUCAGCCUCCUGUUCUUUUUGAUGCCUUCAUGUUUCAUCCCAGUGGAAUGGAUACCCAACCUGGGGCUGAUGGACUGACCAAUUAAAAACUGACUCAACACUGCCAAUAAGCGAAUAAAGGAGCUCAUUGGACAAUGUAUAAAGAAAAAACACAGUGAGUGUGUAUGAACUGUACAGGAGACGGACUGCACUGUACAUGCUUGUCAAUGAUCAUCCAUGCUGAGUCUGUGAAGUGUAAAGAAGUGGAUGGAAACGCCAUAAUGCUAUUUAAUUCCAAAACAUCACUGUUGCCCAGUAUUAGUCCCUGAAGACAUUUUUAAUGUUUUGAUAUCGUCUCUAAUUUGGGCAUCAAGUGACAGAGCAGCUAUAAAAGCAUAUCGUCUGUACAGCUGUGAGCUGCUGUUUAGUUUCUUCUGUAGAAUGAAGAUAACCUUUAGAUUUGUCCAAAAACAAGUGUUGAUAAUGUAGCUGGUGAUAUUGUUAGUAAUAAUAACAAUGUCAGUUAUCAUGGUGGUGAUAAACAGAGGGGUGAUGAUGAUGAUCCUCAGGGGGAAGGCUGAAAUGUGCCAAAUUUAAAGGCUAAAUUUCUUGAAGGAUAAGUUCACAUGUUUAUUAUGCCAACAGUUCUAUAGACGGCACUGCUGGUCUGUGAGUUGGUCCACAGCUUUCCACACUGAAUAUAAAAUGUCCCAACAAGUUUUGGAUGGGUUGACACUAAAUGUAGUUUGUGUGUUCGUGGUGCACAGAGGACGAACGCUUCCAACUCAUGAGGUAUUUUCAGACCAAACACUUCUGGGAGGAAUUAUCUUCUGGAGAACUUUUUUUUUUUUUUCAGUUUGUAUUCGUACCACUAAUAGGAGCACUGAGGCAACGUAAGCUGGCCUACACCUAUUUUGCUUUGAUGAGUCAAAAUCGUGUUGGUUGUCCCCUGUCAUAUGUAUGCUCAGUAAAGCCUGGACUUUACUGUAAAUGCAGUCGUCCAUGUUCUCUUCCAUUUUUCUUGUUACGAGCUGUUGUUUGUGUUUUUAGGUCUCUAUUGUUUACACAGUUAUUGCCGUUUAAAAAUGGUGGUUCUGUGCUGAAUUGGCUCAUGUGUUGACCAAUCACUGUUCACUUCUGUCUCUCAAUUUUCCUCUUGUGCUGGGAGAAAUUUUAUGCUGGGUUCACACUACAUGAUAUCAGCUGGAGCGUCGUACGGAGUUGGCUCAGAUCGUGAACAGCGAUGAGUGUCGUGCAUGAUAAUCCAUCGUUUCAUCUCGUAUAGUGUGUCAUGGUAGACGACAAUCGAUGCCACAUCUGGGACAUCUCACAAUGUCCUGACAGAAGGUCUAACAUGUUUGAUUUUCUUUUUGUUGUUCAUGACUCCCCCCAUCACAGCGGACCAAUAGAGACACAGAGUGAUCUGCUGUCGUGGACAACUGUAUGUCAACAACACCCCAGCCUUUUUUGAUAUUUUCGCUAGGGAAGACCACACAGAGUAAAAAGGGAAAAAUUGUUGAGUGCUACAUUAGAAACAGGCCAUUAUUUAUUAUUUCCUCUGAAAGUAAAAGCAUUAUAAUUUUCGUUAAGAGAAUCCCCUCAAUUUCCAAACAGGCUUUUAUUGUGAAAUAUUUGCAGGAACUUGUUGUGGAGGAUUCAGUGACUUGCAUAAACUGCAUGUAGUACUUAAAAUGUAUCUUCUGCCAUCUGGUGGUGCUUUCUACAUUACUAUAAAAACAUUUCAGCUGGCACAUGAACAGCCAUGGUGAUUGAAAUAAUAGUAAAAUUAAUAAAAAAUAAUGCAAGAAUAACCCGAUGACAUCACACAUGUCGUGAAAGACGACCAGGGAUGAUUGGUUGUGGACCAUCGUAUAGUUUGUCAGGCCUUAGGCCAAGUCACAGCACGAUUUUAUGACUCCUGAAGACAAAAGUGUCAUGCAGUGUGAACCCGGCAUUAAUCUGAGAUGGGAAUUUAAAAAAAAAAUGUCCCUCAAAACAGCGUUCUCUUGUGGUGCAGACACAAUAAAAAGGAGGAUUCUUGGAAAUGUGAAGUUCCUCCAGUCCAAGAACAGCUGUGUUCAUUUUAAGUACCCCCAUGCCAUAUAUACAUUGGCGGACCAGUCACAAUUACAACCAAUAACCCUUUCAGUGACUCUUUUAAUGAAUAUAUGGGCGUAUGAGUAGUGUAUUAAGACGAACUCUGAAAAAUCUGAACCUAUCCUUUAAGACUGAGGUGAAGAAGAAGCACUGUGUGCCAUAUUACAAAGCGUUAUGUAGCUUGUUCCAUCAGGAACAACUUCUUUGAUUAAUGAAGACAACCAAGGGAGUGAAGAUUACGAUAUUAAAUGUAUCCUCGUAAAAAGAUGUGCACUGAGAUAUAUAAGAACAUUAUCGCGCAGUAGAUUAAACUUUGGGUCCUUGAUCCUCUAUCAUGCUGACUAUCAAGAUAACCUCUGUGCCAACACUAGUCUCUGGAGGAGAAGGGGAGAUAUAAAACCUGUUGGCCAAGUGAUGAUGUAUAGUCUUUUUCUGUAUGUAAAUUCCCACAUGUCCUAUAUUUAUCUUGUACUGUAUUUGAGAGCGCAGCAAGUUCGUUCAGACCCAUGGAGCCAUGAGUACUGUAUAUGUAUGUUAUGUUGUUCCAAGUGAGAGAUUAUUCAUAGUGCAAUAUGAUGUCUUCCUCAAAAUGUAAAAAGAUGAUGUGUAGAGUUUUGGUACCAGCCUCUUUGAGUUGCUUUGAGUCCUUGGAGAGACUAAAACUGCAUUGAUGUUUAAUGCUGCAUGAUGUGUGUGUAAACAAAGCGAGAUGACAAGAAGUGAAAUCCCAGAUCAACAAAGCCCCUCGGUUGUGCUGCUAAGAGAGAGGAAUUUAUAUCUUAUCUUGAUGCUAUUUAUGUGUUUACAUCAGAUUAUUUACAUAUUAAUUGAAAUGGAUUUAUGUAUGUUUUUUCUCAAAGCUGAUUAUUAUUCAGAGCCUGCGGAGAAGAGUUUCAGCUGUCUCCAAGAGAUGAAUAAAGUGUCUGAGGAAGUUGAUGGAAAGAGAGUUAUUGUGACUGGAGGCUGCUGUUUGUAUCCAUCAGCGUUCAAAGUGCCGUGUCUCUGCUCAGAGUUCAUGUGAGGUAACGCUGAGUCUCUCUGUUACACACAUCUCUCAGGACGUCCACAGAGGGAAACUCCACAAUGAGGCUAAGUCACCUGAGGGCAGGGCGUCCAGGUGGUCGAUACUGGAAGGUAAAUUCUUGUAGUGUACCUCAGCGGCCUUAAACUGUGGCAAUCCUGGAAUGUAACUAAGUACAUUUACUUAAGUACUGAAAUUAAGUAUAGUUUUGACGUAUUUGAUCUUUUCGUGUGUUUCCAGUUUAUGCUACUUUAUGCUUCUACUUCAGUGGAAACCAAAUAUUGUACAUUUUAUUCCGCACUGUGUAUUUAACACUAUUAUUUGCUUUGCAGAUUCAGAUUAUUAAUACAAACAUAAUGAAUUAUGUUGUAUUAUUGUGGAUUAAGCUCAGCAGUAUAUAAAGAAUAUAAAAAGUAGCCCUAUCUUUUCCAGUACCAAUAUUAGUGAUGUACACGUUAAUGCAGGGGUGUCAAACUCAUUAAAAUCCAUGGACCACAUACAAGCCAAUUUGAUCACAAGUGGGCUUGACCAGUAAAACCAUUGCAUUCACAAGUGCAUCU